CCUCGCAGUCAAAACAUCAUUCGAGUGGAUUCACCAGAAAAUGUUGUUUGUGCUUAAUGUGCUGAUGAUGCUCAGAGCGGGACAAUGUCUUUUCAGGAUGCAUGAAUCAUCCGUCCUUUGAUGAAAAGACUGCUGCAGUCGGAGACGUGGUUGAAAUGAAGUGUAAGCUUGACUCUACAGGAAGCUUUUUCUGGAUCCGCCUCGGUUCUGGAAACUUUCCUGAAUACUUAGGAAAAACAAAUGGCUUGGAUGUGAAGAAUUCACGCAUUACAACUACGGAACAACAAGAUAAGGGAGGACAAUUUAUUCUGCGUAUAACAAAAGCAGAGCUGAGGGAUACAGGAUUUUAUUAUUGUAUGAGAACAAAUCAACGAAACUUGACUUUUCUGACAGGAACAACCCUGACAGUUAAAGAUUUUAAUAUCCCAGCAGCAAAACCUGGAGACGCUGCAGUCCCUCCUCCUGAUCCGGUCGGUCCGGGAGACUCAGAGAAGAAGCAAACCUGUCCAGGAGAACACAAUGCGUGCUGCUUCAGAGCCGGAUCACAUCAGUCUCAUCCAAGAUGGAAUUUCACUCGAGAGAACAGUGUUAAAGGAAGUGAAAGGAACCCGGCUGGAGUCUCGAUAAAGAAAUGUAUUUGCAGUGUCACUCAGAACUUCAGCUGUUCUGGUGAGGGGACUUAUUUCUUUGCUGUGGACACGUGUGAGGAGAAAACUUCUGGAAACAGAUCAAACUUGGCCAAAGAAGCAGUGAAGAAGGACUCAAAGACAGACCACCUGUUCCUCCUCCUGUUAUGUGCUGCUUUGGCUAUAUGCCUCGUAAUUAUCGCCUUUCUUAUUUAUUCCAUAAGAAAGCUCAAGAAUGCAUCUUGUGGUUGUUGCAAUGCUGACGCCGCUCUGCAGGGACGAGCAGAAACAGCGAGUGGUGAUCAGCAGAAUCAGCAGGUGGAUGAGGACUCGUUGAUUUAUUCCGCACCAACCUUUACGAGCAGGAAAUCUGGCAGAGCACGAACAAGAGAUGUACAAACCGAGGAGAAAGAGAGCAUCUAUGCCCACGUCAGGGUUGUCGAGGAGAAAUGAAACUCUAAAAAAAAAUGUACGACUUCGCUCUGGACUGCUUGUGUCGUUUUUUUGUCCGCACUCUUUGGGGGGAAUAUUUGAUUUGCAGGAGAAAGUUUGUGAAUAGGCUUCCUUUUUGAAUAACUUAAAGACGUGUUUUACUGCAUUCACUGAUGAUGCAAAAUAUCUGUUUUGUUUUCAGCAAUAGACCCACAGCAUAGAGAGCUCGUGUCCAUGUGUUCACAGAGGUUAAUAGGUGUUAAUAUGUUACCUUCUUCCAUCGCCCACGUCUACAUG
This is a messenger RNA of Labrus mixtus (cuckoo wrasse), 1355 nucleotides long. RefSeq lists its product as uncharacterized. The coding region runs from base 102 to 1079 and encodes 325 amino acids. NCBI's taxonomy places the organism in Eukaryota, Metazoa, Chordata, Actinopteri, Labriformes, Labridae. The transcript has 6 exons. The record is from RefSeq and is a predicted model, not a curated record.